AAUAGCAGGGGUGGCUUAGGGAUGAGGCUCAGCCCUCUGCCUUCCCUCCCUGCCCCCAAGUAUAAGAGCUGAGCUCAGGUGAGCUGACUCCUAGCGUCCGGUCCCAGCAGCUGCCAGCAGGCAGAUCAUGAGCCAUCGGCUCCUCUGAGGCCUGCUGUGGGACAACAGCGCUCUCACCGGGACGAGCACACCGGUCACCAUGGGGCAGUGUCGGUCAGCCAAUGCUGAGGAUGCCCAGGAAUUCAGUGACGUGGAGAGGGCCAUUGAGACCCUCAUCAAGAACUUCCACCAGUACUCUGUGGAGGGUGGCAAGGAGACGCUGACCCCCUCCGAGCUACGGGACCUGGUCAGCCAGCAGCUGCCCCACCUCAUGCCGAGCAAUUGCGGCCUCGAAGAGAAAAUCGCCAACUUGGGCAGCUGUAACGACUCUAAACUGGAGUUUGGGAGUUUCUGGGAGCUGAUUGGAGAAGCAGCCAGGAGCGUGAAGCUGGAGAGCCCUGUCCAGGGGAGUUGAAAACCUUCUUCUGGAAUUCUUGGGGGGAUGUUGGGGAAAGGGGACGUUAGAGACCGUGGGCCUAGAGACGCCUCUCCACCACCACCGCCGCCGCCACACUAUUCCCCAGUCUGCACCUGCCUCGCCUCUGCAAGGUUCAAGUCCUUAGCGAGCCUUCCCAGGGGUCUCUGUGUACUUCAUCCUUGGGAGCUCCAUGGCCAGAGGGAGGCUCAGGGGAUGGGUUGGGCCCAGGGAUGGAUGUGGCGAGACGCUGGAGGGAUAAGGAUGGGCUAAGGGCCAAGUAAUUUGGUUGCGGGGAAGGUCAAAGAGGACCUGGGCUACUGGAUAGGAUUUGAAGAAGAGGGCGGGGAAUGGGGCUGGAUAUUUGGUACUAAAAAGAGUCUCUGAGAACCUAGCCUUCCUUAUCUCUUCCCCAACCCAAAUGAUAACUUCCGUCCAGUGCUACGCCUUCCUUCUUCUAGCUCUGCCCCAGCCUCUUUCCAGGACUCUGUCCCUGGGCUAGGGCAGGGGAAGAGAGAGAGCAGGCUGGAGAGGGGAGGCUGAGGAGGGGGUGACUUUGGGAGAGGACCAGCUGGGUGCUUGGGCAUUUAAAGAAUGAUGGUUGUUUUGUAACAUGUGAUUAAUAAAAAAAAAACGGAAAAAGUGAAA
This is a messenger RNA of Leopardus geoffroyi (Geoffroy's cat), 1162 nucleotides long. RefSeq names its product S100 calcium binding protein A14 (gene S100A14). Gene Ontology annotation, biological process: positive regulation of granulocyte chemotaxis; positive regulation of monocyte chemotaxis; toll-like receptor 4 signaling pathway. The transcript is spliced from 4 exons. Gene Ontology annotation, cellular component: perinuclear region of cytoplasm. Gene Ontology annotation, molecular function: chemokine receptor binding. The coding region runs from base 200 to 514 and encodes 104 amino acids. The record is from RefSeq and is a predicted model, not a curated record. NCBI's taxonomy places the organism in Eukaryota, Metazoa, Chordata, Mammalia, Carnivora, Felidae.